Molecule: messenger RNA, 648 nt
Organism: Nilaparvata lugens (brown planthopper)
Lineage: Eukaryota; Metazoa; Arthropoda; Insecta; Hemiptera; Delphacidae
Exons: 7
Coding region: 83-613 (176 amino acids)
Molecular function (GO): odorant binding
Source: RefSeq, a predicted model, not a curated record
CUUCGUGGAUUUUUUCGGCACAUCUGAGGAAGAGAUUUCAACUGUACUUUGCAAUUGAAGCUCUUGUUGUAUAAUUUUCAUCAUGUAUCUCUAUCCAGUGUUUUUGUCUUCGAUUGCUUUGUUAGUGAUCAUCCAAGACGUGAGGGCUGAUGAUGACAAUAGUGAUGAGUACAGAGUUAUGAUUGGAGACUGGAUUCAAGAAACAAUGACUUGCAAAAAAGAAAUGGAUGAUUCUGGCGUGGAAAUGAAAUUGAUGACUUGUCUCGCCUUUUAUGAAGGGGGUAAGGCGAUUGAUCCUAAAUUGAAGGAGUACGAUAGUUGCAAGGCAUUGCUGGCAUGUGUCAUGAAGAAAGCUGGAGUAAUGUCAUCGGAUGGAACAUCUCUUAUCAAAGACAAAAUGUUGGAAGUAUCCAGUAUCUUCGAUUAUAAAUACAAAGGAAUCAAAGACGAAUUCAACAAUAACAUUUGGCCAGCUUGUGAGAAAACAACUGGAAAAGAAGGAGAGAUGGCCUACAAUUUCUUGGAAUGUGUUUUCAAAAAAUCGGCAAUGGCUAAGAAGCUGAAAGAUAAGUUCUUUGCCUUCUUCCAUGCUCAACAGGAUGACAAAAAAUAGUCUCUCACUCAAUAUACGACACUCACCUCGCGAUC